This is a messenger RNA of Prosopis cineraria, 785 nucleotides long. RefSeq lists its product as uncharacterized. Bases 149 to 667 code for a protein of 172 amino acids. Gene Ontology annotation, cellular component: NatA complex; cytoplasm. Gene Ontology annotation, biological process: mitotic sister chromatid cohesion. The transcript has 4 exons. The record is from RefSeq and is a predicted model, not a curated record. Gene Ontology annotation, molecular function: N-acetyltransferase activity. Lineage: Eukaryota; Viridiplantae; Streptophyta; Magnoliopsida; Fabales; Fabaceae.
UUGCAAACUCCUCUGUUGCUAGCGAAGAAAGAAUCUCUCCAAUCAAGCGUGCUUUUCUUUCUUUCUUUCUUCUUUUCCCUCUACUUUUCUCAGGUAAAUUUUGCCUCCUGUCUUCUCGUCUGUUCGAUUUUCUUCUCACUUUAACGGAAUGUUUGCUGGCCAAGAAAUCUCAGUCUCUCUCGUUAACGUGAUAGAUGAGAACCUAACGCAGCUGAAGAUGCUCAACAAUAUUCUUUUCUCUGUUCAUUUCGAUGAGAAAUACUAUGCUGAUGUCGUUGCUUCUGGCGAACUAACAAAACUAGCUUAUCACAGUGAUACUUGUGUUGGUGCAAUUUCAUGCCAUCGUGAGAGGAAGGAAGAUGGUGCAGUUAGGCUCUAUAUCAUGACUUUAGGUGUUUUAGAACCUUAUCGCCGCCUUGGUGUUGGAACAAGGCUGAUGAAUCAUAUGCUUGAUUUGUCCUCCAAGGAGAACAUGUCUGAGGUUUACUUGCAUGUUCACACAGACAAUGAAGACGCCAUAAACUUUUAUAAGAAACUUGGGUUUGAAACGACAGAAAGGAUCUCAAACUAUUAUAGGAACGCCAUUGUCAUAAAAGACUACUAUGUUCUCACCAAGCGUUUGGCUGUUCUCACCAAGCACGAGGCUGUAAAUACAGACAAGAAAUAACAUUUCUUGGUAAGGAAUUUGAAUUGAAAGAUCUUCAUCUGAAGUUCAGCUAGCUUUCCACAAUUGUGAAAGAUUCAAUGUAAAUGUUGUGUCAGGCCCCAAAAAAAAAAAUGUAAAU